AGACUGUGAUUGGAUCCCAUCAUGUUUGUGGACAUCUUUCUUUAUCUGGCUUGUUUCUGCCUGCUGAUAUUUAGUGUCGCCCUCCUGGUGUACUUUGUCUGCCCCUCAGUCCUCUUUACCCUUUAUCUCAGGUAUGUCACAUUUCUUGCUGGACUCAAGAUCAAAUAUGUGAAAGGGGAGGACAUUGAGUAUUGCUACGCUGAGAAAAAUAGUCCCAUAAAAAACAAGACAUCAAUAUUGUUUGUCCACGGCUUUUCUGCUUCAAAAGACAUGUGGGCACAGCUGGUCAGGCAACUUCCUGGUGAUCUCCACCUGGUGAGUGUUGACUUACCUGGCCAUGGGGAGACAACUGUGCCUGAAUCGGGGGAGUUGUCGUAUGAUUUCUUGGUGGAAUACUUGAAUAAGUUUGUGAAGCUUAUUGGUCUUGAUGCCUCCCCUUUUCAUUUGAUUGGCGCCUCGAUGGGAGGAGCAACUGUCGGCCUCUAUUCUGCCAAACAUCCAGAACAUGUUGCCAGAGUCACACUGGUCUGUCCAGCAAUGAAGACUCCAGCAGAGACAGAGUUCUCCACAGAGAUCCGUAACAUGGUGGAGUCAGGCCACAACGUAGAAGAGUUUGAGUGCACACUAAUACCACAGACUCCACAAGGAGUGCAGAAAAUGUUAAAUGCCUGCUCCUUCCACAAACCCAGACUCCCCAAACAGAUACUUAAAGGCAUGUUAGAUCUCAGGAGUCCAAAGGCAGAUUUCUACAAUAAAAUGUUUAAAGCUAUAACAUCUCUGGAGGCAGCUUCGUUACUGGAGGAUAGCUUAAGUAAAAUCACAUGUCCAUCACAGAUUAUCUGGGGCGAGCAAGAUGAGUUGAUCCACCACUCCGGGGCUGACGUCCUCACCAAAGGCUUACCCAACUGUCAGCAUGUGACAGUCCUUGACCGCUGCGGACACAUAAUUCAUGUGGACCGUCCCGGGGCCCUGGCUAAGGCCAUUCUUGAGUUCAGAGGAGAGUUACAUCUGGCCAAACAUCCCAAGCACGCCAAGAAGGACUGAGCAGGCGAUUUUUUUGUUUCAGUAAGGGGAAUUUGGCACAGUGUUGUUGUCACCAUAACAGGGAGGACUGGUCCCGCUUCAUUAUUAAGUGUAUUACUGUGGACCAAAUCUCCACUACAUGUUGUUGUUGUUUUAUCAAGAAAAUCUCCAUAAUCUGAAGAUCAAGAUUGAGCAGAGCCUCUAAAUUUGAGAUUAAAGCGAGAAAGGGAUGGCUGUAUAAUGGGAUAUAAUAUAAGGGAUUUAAAGUACUAAUAAAUCGGACAUUUGAACAGCAAAUUGUCCAAAUUUCAAAAUUUCUCCUGGCCUUCGGCCGAAUUUGAAGAAAAGGUAAUGCAUUGUGGAUAUGAAAGAGUUUUCCUGCACUUGGCUUUGACUAGACAAAAUUGGCAGUCAAGAAAAUAUCAGAUUUGCCUUGAAGCAUGUAUGAGAUGUCUGAAAAUAUAUAAAGGCAUUAAAACUGCUUCAAGACAAUGUCCAUGGAGGCCAUUGUCAUCUUUCAAUAAAUGACAAAGGUGUCAAAAAUAUCAAGAAAAAAAAAACAAUGUUGAAUGAAGUUGUUUGAUAUUUAUUUAUUAUGAAACACAAAUUUCAGUCCCAAGUAAUGGACCAAAUCGUUUUCUGUGCAGUUGGCUGUAAAACAAGGGAAGGUAUUCUAGGGACCAGUUUGUUCAAAAGAGUAUUACCUAAUGCUGCUAUUAUUCAUAUUUUAUCUGUAGAAUUAUAGCCAAAUUCAGCAGCCAAUGCUGUUAUCCAAUGGCAGAGUCUACCAGUAACAGAUAGAGUUCAUGUUUCAUGUACUGGUACUGUUUUACGCAAAGCACAGAAUUGAAGACCUGGAUAUAAGUCAAAUUUGGUUUGUUUCUUUGGAACAGUU
This is a messenger RNA of Liolophura sinensis, 1918 nucleotides long. RefSeq names its product monoacylglycerol lipase ABHD6-like. The transcript is spliced from 9 exons. Gene Ontology annotation, biological process: acylglycerol catabolic process. Gene Ontology annotation, cellular component: membrane. The record is from RefSeq and is a predicted model, not a curated record. Gene Ontology annotation, molecular function: monoacylglycerol lipase activity. Lineage: Eukaryota; Metazoa; Mollusca; Polyplacophora; Chitonida; Chitonidae. The coding region runs from base 22 to 1044 and encodes 340 amino acids.